AUGUCUUCUUCAAACAACGAUUCCUCCCAUCAGGGCUCGCUAUUGAGUCCUGUUAUAGUGACAGACUUUUCGGGCAGAGAGCGAUCUAUGUCUACAGCCUCUUCAGCGUGGUCGGGUCCUACAGAUCUAAAUCACAGCCCAACUUCUCCUGUCUCACCAGAUAUGGCGUGGAAUCAGCCAGACCCAGGCCGGUUGAUGGUUCAAAAUGCCUCGCAUCGACCGUCACAGUCGAUUGAUGGCGAUACAUUGCGUCCGCGGGCGGACUCAUUCGCUUCUUCUGCUGAUACUGUAGUUCGCUCGCGCGCGAAUUCCGAAGUAGACCCGACUUCCAAAGGUGUCUAUGACGAUGUAUCGCUGUCAGAAGCUUUGAAACCGGAUCCGAGGAAUGAAACUGAUUUCCAAGUGGAAGAUAAUCGGUUUGCGUUUUCCCCGGGUCAACUAAACAAAAUGCAGAACCCGAAGUCCUUGGCUGCUUUCCAUGCUCUUGGUGGCUUGCAGGGUCUGGAGCGCGGUCUGCGAACAGACCUAAAUGCCGGUUUGUCAAUAGAUGAAGGGCGUCUAGAGGGCAAUGUCGAGUUCAAGGAUGUGACACCUUCGCAAGACACAUCUGCAGGAACAUCUCCAUCAAAACCUGUCACUUCGGCCCCGGCGCCGGUGUCAUCUGGUAGUGGCUCACCCUUCGAAGACCGCAUUCGUGUCUUCAGUCGGAACAAACUACCCGCUCGGAAAUCGACCGGGUUCUUGAAAUUAUUUUGGGCUGCAUAUAACGACAAGAUUAUUAUAUUAUUGACUAUCGCCGCUGUGGUCUCACUAUCCCUCGGGAUAUACGAGACCGUGGACGAAGGUACGGGCGUCGACUGGGUGGAAGGAGUUGCCAUCUGCGUGGCAAUUUUGAUUGUCACGAUUGUCACAGCUGUCAACGAUUGGCAAAAAGAGAGACAAUUUGCCAAACUCAACAAACGGGCGAUCACCCGCUCAGGCAAAACUGACAUGGUUUCGGUCUACGAUAUCAUGGUUGGCGACAUCCUCCAUCUCGAGGCUGGCGAUUCAAUCCCCGCAGAUGGCAUUCUAGUCUCAGGCUACGGCGUGAAGUGCGACGAGUCUUCCGCUACCGGCGAGUCGGAUCAAAUGAAAAAGACCCACGGCCAUGAGGUCUGGCAGCAAAUCGUUGACGGCAAGGCAACGAAGAAACUCGACCCGUUCCUGAUCUCCGGCAGCAAGGUCCUUGAAGGUGUGGGAACUUAUGUCGUCACCAGUGUUGGGCCCUAUUCUACCUACGGACGGAUCUUGCUGUCGUUGCAGACUCCUAACGACCCAACGCCGCUUCAGGUCAAGUUGGGUAAGCUGGCGGAUUGGAUUGGAUAUCUGGGUACAGCAGCUGCUGGUAUUCUGUUCUUCGUUUUGCUCUUCCGAUUUGUAGCCGAUCUUCCUAAUCACCCGGACAAGACUGGAGCUAUGAAAGGCAAAGAGUUUGUGGAUAUUCUUAUUGUUGCUGUCACGGUUAUUGUUGUCGCUAUUCCAGAGGGCCUUCCAUUGGCAGUAACUCUGGCUUUGGCCUUCGCUACCACACGAAUGGUCAAGGAGAACAACCUCGUCCGUGUCCUUCGCGCAUGCGAGACAAUGGGCAAUGCCACAGUCAUCUGUUCUGAUAAAACAGGUACAUUGACACAGAAUAAAAUGACUGUUGUGGCCGGAACCUGGGGCUCGGAUCAGGACUUCAGCCAGAGAACCGAAGAUGCAGAUGUGGAGGGUUCAAUGACUAUUUCGGCAGUCUCCCAGAAAUUGUCGGCUCCUAUCAAAGACUUGAUCAUCAAGAGCAUCGCUUUGAACUCGACUGCCUUUGAGCAGGAAAAAGACGGCUCCAUUGAUUUCGUCGGCAGUAAGACUGAGGUUGCGAUGCUUCAGUUGGCCCGGGAUUAUAUGGGUAUGGAUCUUGUCUCGGAGCGUGGCUCCGCUGAAAUCGUCCAAUUGAUUCCCUUCGACUCCGCCAGGAAGUGCAUGGGUGUUGUUUACCGUAUUCCUGGUGUUGGGUACCGACUGCUUGUCAAGGGAGCGUCCGAGUUGAUGGUCGGCGCCUGCACAACAAAAAUCAUCAACAUUGAUACUUCCAAAGAAAGGCCUGAUGUGGAGCAGCUUUCUGAGACACAGAAGAAGAGCCUCUUGGAGAUCAUCGACAAUUAUGCUCACAAGUCUCUGCGAACGAUUGGCAUGGUCUACAAGGACUUCGGAACCUGGCCCCCAACAGAAGCCAAACAUUCUGAAGAUUCUUCGGCGAACUUCGAGGAUUUCUUCCAUGGUAUGACCUGGGUCGGAGUCGUGGGUAUCCAAGAUCCUCUUCGCCCCGAAGUUCCAUCAGCCAUUCGCAAAUGCCACUCGGCAGGCGUUCAGGUCAAGAUGGUGACUGGUGACAAUAUUGCCACUGCCACCGCUAUUGCAUCCUCUUGCGGAAUCAAGACGGAAAAUGGUUUAGUCAUGGAAGGUCCCAAGUUCCGCCAACUCACAAACGCCGAGAUGGAUGAAGUGGUUCCGCGCCUGCAGGUACUGGCACGAUCAUCCCCCGAGGACAAGCGAAUCUUGGUCGAACGGCUCAAGAUCCUUGGUGAAACGGUUGCUGUAACAGGCGAUGGUACCAAUGACGGUCCGGCUUUGCGGACUGCAGAUGUCGGCUUCUCCAUGGGUAUUGCUGGUACUGAGGUCGCGAAGGAGGCAAGUUCGAUUAUCCUUCUGGAUGAUAACUUCAAGUCCAUUAUCACAGCGAUAUCUUGGGGACGAGCUGUCAAUGACGCUGUUGCCAAAUUUUUGCAAUUCCAGAUCACGGUCAAUAUCACAGCCGUGAUCCUUACCUUCGUGUCAUCUGUGUACAGCAGUGAUAACACCAGUGUUUUGACAGCUGUGCAACUCCUCUGGGUGAACCUGAUUAUGGACACCUUCGCCGCUCUUGCCCUAGCCACGGAUGCCCCGACUGAGAAGAUUCUCGACCGCAAGCCUGUUCCCAAACACGUCUCCCUUUUCACAUUGACCAUGUGGAAGAUGAUCCUCGGUCAAGCAGUGUAUCAGCUCGCCAUCACCUUCAUGCUCUAUUUCGCAGGCGACAAGCUCCUCAGCGCCCAUCUCAGCUCCGAACCCGAGAUGCGCACGAAGCAGCUCUCGACCGUGGUGUUCAACACGUUCGUGUGGAUGCAGAUCUUCAACGAAUUCAACAACCGUCGCCUCGACAACAAAUUCAAUAUCUUCGAAGGCAUGUUCCGGAACUACUGGUUCCUAGGGAUCAACGCCGUCAUGGUCGGCGGUCAAGUCAUGAUCGUCUACGUGGGCGGCCAGGCAUUCGGCGUGACUCGCUUGAGUGGCAUCCUCUGGGGUGUGUGUAUCAUCUGUGCUAUUGCCUGCUUGCCCUGGGCUAUCGUUCUCCGAAUUAUCCCCGACUACCAUUUCGGACUUGUUUUCAAUGCCGUUGUUGGCGGUAUGGCUGUUGUUUUGCGCCCGAUUGCUAAGGGGUGCAAGGCAAUUGGUCGUGGUAUCAGGUCUUUCUUUAGGCCUGUGAAGCGUUUCACUGGCCGUGUUGUCAAGAAGCAGAGCUCGGACGAUGAAGCCGAGUUUAAUCCGCAGCCCACAAAGUCUGAUGAUCCUGAACAAGCUCCUGAGAAACUCGAGAGCAAGCCAGAGCCCUCUCCUGAACCUCCCACCACGCCUCCUCCUGUCGUGGUACCCCCUAUCACAAUUACGACCUCUCCUUAG
Penicillium egyptiacum is the source of this 3735-nucleotide messenger RNA. The record is from the annotation of a GenBank genome assembly. NCBI's taxonomy places the organism in Eukaryota, Fungi, Ascomycota, Eurotiomycetes, Eurotiales, Aspergillaceae.